Molecule: messenger RNA, 1898 nt
Organism: Rotaria sp. Silwood2
Lineage: Eukaryota; Metazoa; Rotifera; Eurotatoria; Philodinida; Philodinidae
Source: the annotation of a GenBank genome assembly
CAUUUUAUUUCAUGUGUACUUAUGUAGAGAUCGGUACUGUAAUCAAAGCGGCGGACAUCAGCAUAAGCAUUGAUCAAGUAAAUGAAGAAUGUUCAAAAUAUUGAAUCGGACAACCCCGUAUUGUCAUAACUUUUCAUAUUUUUCUUUUCGAGAAUAUUUCUUUUCGGUUUUUUUUUCUACAUUUUGCUUUUCGACAUUUUGACCUUUCGACAUUUUUUUUUCUGUCUUUUUCUUUUCGAUAUUUCAACGUUUCGACUUUUUUCUUUUCUGUCUUUUUCUUUUCUAUAUUAUUCCCUCCAAUUAUUUUUUCGACAUUUUGCCUUUCGAUAUUUUUCUUUUCGGCAUUUUUCCAUCCAUUCUUUAUUACACACAAGUAUAAAUUAACUAGUACAAUUACACAAUAACCGAAAAAAAUAAUUCAAAUAAAGAUCAACUAUUUUAGAAGCAUUUCUGGUGCUUCCUCUCUUCUACUUUGAAGGAAAUGGUCGAAUUUCAUUAUUUUCUUGGAAUUUUUUAUUUCUAACAAAUGAAUAAUUCUUGUAAAUGUUUUCAUCUAAUGGAUGACUGUGAGCUAAGUUUUUGUUUUUCAUAAAGUUAGUUUUAUUAAUUUCAGUAUCAUGUUUAAUUUUGAAAUAAAAUUGACAAUCUAAUCGAGCUGAUUCUUGAUUUGGUCUUGAACCAUCUUUUAUGUGUCUUCUAAUAGGAUCACUAUGAUGGCAUACGUACAUUACAUGUUGGCAUCGAAAGCGAUCAAAUAACUCUUUCAUUAGUUUUUCAUUAUAUUUCAUUGAAGUUCGUUUAAUAUUCACUGGUUGAUAAUAAGUAGGGUGUGGGUGUGGGUGUAGGUGUGAAUGUGGGGUGCGGGUGUUGGUCUGUGGCUGUGGGUGUGGGUAUUUUUCUUCUGACUACCCACACCCACACCCGAACAGACAUGAAAUGCUUAUAAAACUUUAUUGCUGGUAGUUUUCCAUAUGUCAGCCUAUGUUUUAUAUAACACAAUGUGUCGACAUUAUCCUCGAAGCAACGGCAGUAAAAUAUCCCAUUUUUAUGUCACUUAUUGACAUUUGAUGUUGAAACAAAGAGAAUUAUAUUUAAUCUUUAUACUUUCUUUAUUUUCGGAACAUAAAGAUUCUAUUUAUCUUUAUUUUAAAAUGCUAAAAAAUAUUCUUUGCAGUAGUUUUUUCAAAAAGAAAGAUAUUGUAAAAUCCUUUAUCGUCAUCUUACAAAAUGCAUCACCAAUUUUAUUACCCACUUUUUUUUGAAGAAAUGAUGAGUAAAUAUUUGUCACCAUCGAAAUGAUGCAAGGUCAAGCAACUUAUAAUUACAGCAUCAGUGGAGACAAGGAAUAUUUUUUUUUUAUUUGAACAAGGAAGGAUAAAGGGUAGGUGACGGCGGAAUGGAAAUUUCUUCGCAAUAUUAGGUUGCAUCAUAUUCUCUAUGUGGGAAAUAUCUACAAUGAAUGUUUCUCGGCAUAUAGAAGCGAUAGUUAUCGUGCAAAUUAUACAGAGUGCGUAUACUAGGAUUAGACAUUUUUAAUAUCAUCGCUUCGAAGCUAUUGUUUUUAUUUUUCUAGAAGCUCACGUGGUGAAAUGUCUUCUUCCACUGUCAAUUCUUGCUUAGUUUAUGCACUCAUCAUUCUUAUCUUAAGUUCACCGGUCUCAAGUGGAGUGGCUACUUAUGCAGCAUGUUUCGCUACCUGUAUGGCUACGUGUGAAGGCGGAGCGGCGACCGCAGUAGGUGCUGGAGCCGGUAUAGUUGCAGGUGCUGCGACUGCUGGUAUUGGAGCAGUACCUGCCGCGGUGGCUGCUGGUACAGCCGCCGCGACGGCCGCCGCAGCGCCGUGUGCCGUUACAUGUGCAGCUGUUUGUGCAUGGGCACUUGUUCCUUUUUUACCGUAA